Haplochromis burtoni (Burton's mouthbrooder) is the source of this 4549-nucleotide messenger RNA. It is a transcript of the gene gje1a, whose product is annotated as gap junction protein epsilon 1. Gene Ontology annotation, cellular component: connexin complex. The record is from RefSeq and is a predicted model, not a curated record. Gene Ontology annotation, biological process: cell communication. NCBI's taxonomy places the organism in Eukaryota, Metazoa, Chordata, Actinopteri, Cichliformes, Cichlidae. Bases 238 to 846 code for a protein of 202 amino acids. The transcript has 4 exons.
UCUUGUGGUUUUAUUUUUCAUAUACUCGCUCUGAAUCGCAGUUAUUUCACUCAUAUUUCUGACUAAUCCUCAGGUGUUUGUUAACCCCUCUGUUCCCUCCGUGCACCUCUGGAUGUGUUCAGAGCCGGGACCGGAAGUCGCGCAGGGUUAUCCGUGUGGCUUGACUGCGCUCUCUGUCCCGCAAAAUCCCGCAGCUGGCAUGAGUUUAGGAUCCGUGAGUGGAAAAAAGAGGGGGGAAUGAACAACACGCCGCCAGGAUUACGGUUGCUCAGGCCUCCUACAGUGAUAGGCCAGUUCCACACCUUGUUCUUCGGCUCCGUGCGGAUGUUCUUCCUGGGCGUCCUUGGCUUCGCCGUCUAUGGGAAUGAGGCGCUGCACUUCAGCUGCGACCCUGACCGCCGAGAACUCAACCUUUACUGCUACAACCAGUUUAGGCCCAUAACACCGCAGGUCUUCUGGGCAUUACAGCUGGUAACAGUCCUGGUUCCUGGAGCAGUAUUCCACCUUUAUGCCGCCUGUAAGAACAUAGACCAGGAGGAGAUCCUCGAGCGACCCAUCUACACAGUCUUCUACAUCAUUUCUGUUCUCCUGCGCAUCAUUUUGGAAGUCAUCGCCUUCUGGCUACAAAGUCAUCUCUUUGGCUUUCAGGUUCACCCACUGUACAUGUGUGAUGCCAGUGCUUUGGAAAAGGCUUUUAAUGUGACAAAGUGCAUGGUACCUGAACACUUUGAGAAAACCAUCUUCCUCAGUGCCAUGUACACCUUCACCGUAAUCACCAUACUUCUCUGUAUUGCCGAGAUAUUUGAAAUACUCUGCCGACGACUGGGCUAUCUCAACAAUCAGUGACACAAGUGCACAGAUAAAAUGACUUGUGGUAAACCUGUAUGACACCUUAUCUGCCAGUUAUACCGGGCUCCUGCCGGCUACGGCUGGACCUUUAUAAAACAGGGAGCGAACAGAAGACCAAAACCUCACCUGUGGUCAAUCGUGCACUAAGAAAUUUGAGACAGUCCAACAAUGUUAGAGCUGGCAAGUCUGAAAUAACCUCCAGAGUUUAACCAUAACUAUAGAGUGAUGAUCCCUGGUUGUAUAUCAGAUAUCAGUGGGUCUGUACUGGUUGUGUCCAAAGGUGUUGUGUGGCCAAUAGUUACCUCUCACUGAACACUUGGGGAUGGACUAGAAAGACUUUUGGUUUUCUUUUUUUUUCCUACAAGACAUGACUGAAUGACAGACUUCAUGGUGCUACUAAAAACUCUUUCCAGAUGGAUUACAGCCCAAUGUCAAACACCUCAAAGGCCCAUAACAAUCUUUUCUUGGAGUUGUACCUCAGAUCUGACUAUACAGAAGAAACCCCAGAAGCAUUAGCUGCACACAUUUUUUCUAGAGCGCUUUGAGUGCUCAGAUGAGUAGAAAAGUGCUAUAUAAGAACCAGUCCAUUUACCAUUUAAAGGGCCUAACAUGCACUAAAUGCAUCAUGGUUCAUCGAGCCAACUUGAUGCAUCCUCUGUGGACUCUGUUCACUUAUGGAGUGCCAACCUAAACAGUUCUUCUUACGGUGCAAAAAGAUCUGACUGGAAGGCGUAAGGUCUUCAUGUAAUGUAACUGUUAACAAUGCAAUUAACUGAAGAGCUAGUCACAUUAUUCUGUAUAAAGUGCAGAUGAACGUAACUGUCUAGCUUGCCUUUCAGGUGGCAACCACCAAACGUGACAGGCACAUCGCAGAGCUGGCCACAGAUUGUCACUCAUGCCAUGCAUAAGAAACUGUCAUCCAGUAACCUUACCCAUGGGCGAGUGAAUUGCAGGUGCCAUUGCUUCUGACACUUGUAUGUGUGACAGUUAUCGCUUACAAUGUGUGUCUGAUGUUGCUCAAGGUCUGUUUUGACCUUCACUUCAAUCAACACAAGCGCCACAACUUUGUUGUCAUUUCAUAUAGGAUGGUAGUUCUUAAACAACUUGAUCAUCAAGCUCAUGUGCCGGUUGAGCCUAAACAUAUGCUUGAGUUUACCUCAGUGAGAUUAAAAGGCAUCUUCAGACCACCGAUGCGUCUUACCAAAGAUGCCAUUGCUAAAAUGGUUGCUAUGUAGUGUUUUACUCUUCAAGGUAAAGAUCUGCCCAAAGAUGCAACUUAUUAUGAAAUGGGUUUGAUGCAAUGAACUACGAAAAGGAAAACACCUUGUAAUAUAUAUUUUUAAAAAACUUUAUCAAAAUCUAUCACCUGAAAAAUCUGAGUUAAAAAGCUACAAUUACAUUUGGCUGUAAAAAUGUGUUGAAAUGAAAAAUUUUCAGUUAUAUAGUAGUACUAAAGUUGUAAUGGUUUUGAAAUUUCUGAAACAAAGCAUCAAGCUCCAGUUAGAACAUUCAUAUGUUAAUUUUUUGUUAAUAGGUAUCUAAUAAAAUCCUACUGGCAGAUUUGUUGAAAUCCAAGCUGGAGAAGGUUCAAGCCAUUCAUGGUUCUGAACGUUCUGGGACACCAGAAAAGGUGUCCUCAGUCCCCCGCCUUUGCUUCACCCUUUUUUCUUUGCUUGAAGUAUUAAUACUUUCUGUAAUAUUUUCCUUUGGUGUCAUUGUCCAUGUAUUUUGAAAAAGAUUACCUCUCAUGUUUGUAAUGUUUUAUUUUUAAUCAGACAUCCAUCCAACUUUUGUUAUGAAGUUUUCAGCAAUCUGUUCAUCAUCUCAGGUACAAAAUUGCAUUACACGACAAAAGUGGAUCAAACGCUCUUUCCGAACCCUUUUAAACCCUUAACCCUUUUCCUCUCUCUGUGUCAUCACUCCAGUUGCAGGAUUUAGAAGGGUUUGAACCAGGUAUGUGACUCCUGUGAUUUGGGUUUGUCUGCGUUCUGGUAUCUGUGACUGGACGAUGGUUUUAAAUUUUGCCUCUAAAAGUUCUGUCACCAAGACUAAGGCCUGGUUUGUAUGAAAUUAACAACUGCAGAUGAAUUUGGCAGGAUAAAAGGUUUCGAGGUGGUGCAAAUAAUGAACAAAUCCAGGAAUCUCACUGGAUAAAAUGGGAUAAAACAAAUUUAAGUCCAUAGCAGUGGUCUCUCAGUCUACUGCUCAGGUAUACGAGGUGCUAUCCAAGAAAUUCAGAGACUAGGGUGAUAAAAGUAAAACCCAUACCUGAUUUAAAUGUAGCUACCGUCCCCUUCACAGUAGUCACCUGAUACAACGAUCCAUAGUUUCGGCUCGUUAACCACACCUGGAACACUCCCCGUAAGUCCCAUUUUUCUCAUUGGUGCUGCUUCCGUUCAAUGGUGCAAAUCGUUUCUUUCUUUCUUUUCACCUGCAAGGUAACACAGACUAGUGUAACAUUCACCUAAGCUGCUUCUGGCACCUGUUGCAUGUUAAGAAAAGAACUUCUGAGGGAGAAGUCAGUUUCUUUUACUAGACUGUACACAUUUACUUUCUGGUUACCAGACAAGCUGGCUAGUUUACUUGCAGUUAGCAAUGCAGCUACCUUAAACAGCUCAUGCUUUCUUUGUCCACUAGCUAGCAAGUUGCCAGAGCACAUCACAUUUCGAUAGGUUUUAAGCCUCUGUUCAUUUAGUGGGCUAGUUUCAGUCCUUGUGAAAGGUACUGUUUAUAAGGUUGGAGAAAUCUGUAGUCAGUUGAAACUGAAGAAGUCACCUGGAUGAGUGGCGCAAUGUUUCUCCCGCUGAAAACGCUAUGUUCAGAUGAACAGAAUCAACUUUUGGGGGUUUUAAGCCUCUAGUAAUUUCAGAGGGUUGUGUCAAUCUUUCUGGUGUGACCAGGCUAACAGGUUAGUUUCAUGCUAUCACCUGUAAUUUUGAAAAACAAACCCAGGACAUUUAAAAUCCACAAGAAGAAAAUGUUUUGCUCAGGUUGGCCAAAGUUCAGCGUUCACUUGUUAGCUUUUACCAUAAGCUAAUUUGGCAGGGUCAAACCUCGGGGCUAGUCUUGGUUAAGAGCUUAAUCAAAUUUGUACAUGAAGCUGUGUUUAUCUGUCUUUGAAUGAUUAACUUAGAAGAACUUGGAAAGCAGAGCUUGUUGUAUUUUUGCAAGGCUGAUUCACUGAUAAUUAACAGAACUGGAGAGAUUGGAAAUAUUGGGGGGUAUAUGUAAUAUUAAACAUAUAAUCCAGUUAUUAAAAAGGUGGCCACAAAUUCUCAGCUUGUUCUUUUAAUGAACUCAUGUAAAAGAAGUCAACGCGUCAGCAUAAAGUAGGGAGGUAUAUGGGUUAUGCAGCACCACUUUAAGCUAAUUUACUUCUUUUGGCCACUAAUAUCAGGGUCAUUUGUGGAAAUUCAGCUAUGGCACACAGAGUACACAACAAUGCAAAUUAAUCUUUAUUUUUUUAUACAAUUUUGAUUUUUACCAGUGAUGUUAUGUUAGUUGUUAAAAUUGAGUUGAGGUUUAUUACAUUUUUGACCACUGUUUGUCUCUAUAUGAAAAUAUUUUGUCAAAGAGGCAAAGUUUACAACCAGUGCAUCCAUAUUAAAACGGAAAUCUGUUUGCUACAGUUUACUGAAGGUGACCAGUAAAUUCUGACCUGUUUUGUCUUGAGAUGAUUAUUAAAAAGUCCUACAAUUGU